Messenger RNA from Lactuca virosa, 216 nucleotides. The record is from the annotation of a GenBank genome assembly. Lineage: Eukaryota; Viridiplantae; Streptophyta; Magnoliopsida; Asterales; Asteraceae.
AUGGCGGAAUCAGGAAUGGCAAAGACGAUGGUUUCUGGUAUUGAUAGGAAGGUGACUAUGAAGUUGAAUCCAUUUGAUCGUACACGGCUGACCUCUCCGUUCACAACUCCACCUCAAUCGAUAGAGUUGAGAGGUGUCUUCUCCAUUGCUAGAGAGCAAAACCACAAUGACACCAUUAUCAAUAUCUUCAGUUCGAUAAAAUCCAUAACUGAGUAA